AGAGAGAGAGAGAGAGAGAGCAAAAAAGAAGGGAUUAGAAGAAGAGAGAUUACAAGAAAAACGCCCAAAGCUGUUAACUUUGCUUUUUUUUUCUUUUCUUUUUGGCCAUUUCCUUCCCUCCAUCUCUCUUCCUUCUCCCUUCUCCCUUCUCCCUUCUCCCUUCGUCUCCAUCAAGCAACCCUCUCUCUCUCUCUCAUCAUCAUCAUCAUCAUCGCGGAGGAGACGACGAGCUCCAGAGAGAUUGAGAGGGACAUCGAGUUUUGUAGGUGAGAUUGAUUAGACUGGGACCCAAAGGUUGUCAACGAUCUAGUAUUGAAGAAGUAAACAAGGAUGCGCAAGUGGAUCUGUUGUAGAUGUCAAAUGGACGACUCAAAUGAAGAGCAACAACUCAAAAGUUCGCAGCAGCAGUCUGAUGCAAAUCAUAAGAAUCCAAAACCAGCACCGGUUGCUAAACAUGAGGUGAAGAAGGAAGCUCUUCCGAUUGAGGUUCCUCCCUUGUCUUUGGAUGAGGUGAAGGAAAAGACUGAAAAUUUUGGAUCAAAGGCACUCAUUGGUGAAGGAUCUUACGGGAGAGUGUAUUAUGCAACACUAAAUGAUGGUGUGGCGGUUGCUCUGAAGAAACUUGAUGUCGCACCUGAGGCUGAAUCAGAUGCCGAAUUCUUGAGUCAGGUUUCGAUGGUUUCUAGACUGAAGCAUGAGAAUCUCAUUCAAUUGCUUGGUUUUUGUGUUGAUGGAAACCUGCGCGUCCUUGCAUAUGAGUUUGCUACAAUGGGAUCGUUGCAUGACAUCUUACAUGGCAGGAAGGGAGUUCAAGGGGCACAACCAGGUCCAACACUUGACUGGAUAACGAGGGUGAAAAUAGCGGUUGAAGCAGCUAGGGGUUUGGAAUACCUUCAUGAGAAGUCUCAGCCUCCUGUAAUCCAUAGAGACAUAAGAUCAAGCAAUGUCCUUCUUUUUGAAGACUACAAGGCAAAGAUUGCUGAUUUCAAUCUCUCGAAUCAAGCACCUGAUAAUGCUGCUCGUCUUCACUCGACAAGAGUAUUGGGAACUUUCGGUUAUCAUGCUCCAGAAUAUGCAAUGACUGGACAGUUGACUCAGAAGAGUGAUGUGUACAGUUUUGGGGUUGUACUUCUAGAACUUCUUACAGGGAGGAAACCGGUGGAUCAUACCAUGCCUCGAGGUCAACAGAGUCUUGUAACCUGGGCGACACCAAGACUCAGUGAAGAUAAAGUCAAACAGUGCAUUGAUCCAAAGCUAAAAGCUGAUUACCCUCCAAAAGCAGUUGCUAAGUUAGCAGCUGUGGCAGCAUUGUGUGUGCAAUACGAAGCUGAGUUUAGACCAAAUAUGAGCAUAGUAGUGAAGGCGCUGCAGCCUCUCCUGAAACCUCCAGCUGCAGCGGCAGUUCCAUCUCCCGCAACAGAAUCUUGAAAUAUUAUCAUCAUAAUUUUUAUCAGAAUAUACUUUAGUACACCAUGACCAUAUAUGAAAGAGGUGUGGUUCUGGGAGUGAUAAACUAUAAAAGAUGAUUAUUAUGUCUCUCAUUUGAUGAUUGGUUUUGCACACACAGUUUUGUUGUGCUAGAAGCAAAAAAAAAAA
Camelina sativa (false flax) is the source of this 1596-nucleotide messenger RNA. Its product is annotated as protein CYTOSOLIC ABA RECEPTOR KINASE 7. The record is from RefSeq and is a predicted model, not a curated record. Gene Ontology annotation, molecular function: ATP binding; protein tyrosine kinase activity. Gene Ontology annotation, biological process: protein phosphorylation. Lineage: Eukaryota; Viridiplantae; Streptophyta; Magnoliopsida; Brassicales; Brassicaceae.